Vigna angularis (adzuki bean) is the source of this 1492-nucleotide messenger RNA. RefSeq lists its product as uncharacterized. Lineage: Eukaryota; Viridiplantae; Streptophyta; Magnoliopsida; Fabales; Fabaceae. The coding region runs from base 276 to 1088 and encodes 270 amino acids. The transcript has 3 exons. The record is from RefSeq and is a predicted model, not a curated record.
UUAGUUAUCCAGGCCCCAGUAGCCCACACAAAUAAAAAUGAAGACAUAUGUGAGUAUAUAUGUCAUACAACUGUAAUAAUAAAUAAGAAAAUCAUUUUGCUCAUUGCAACUUAGAGAAGGAACUACACAACAAAAACCUCCGCUUGGUCCUCGGAAGAGAAAGGAAUCCUUGGCAGCGUUUUGGUGUCACUUCGUUUCAUUCUCAUUUUCAGCUUCCUCGUUUGUUCUGUUUUGUCGUUCUUUCCCUAGAUUACUCGAUCGAUCUUUACAUUCCAAUGGCAACAGUUUCCGACAGUAAUGACAACUAUCCUGCACCGGAAAACCCUAACAAAACCCUAGACCCCACCUUACCAGAUCCAGUCGUUGUCGCCACUGAGGCUGCCGACGAUACCGACGCCACGGAGGCUGCCGACGAUACCAACGCCACGGAGGCUGCCGAAGCCAAAACUUCUCCGCCGCCCGAAACCGGAAACGAUGCUCCGGUCUCCGAGAAAGAGAAGUGCAAUUCCCGAGCCGAAAGGUUUGGCACUGGGCCCGCUUGGCAUGGAUCAGAGCCCUCAAAGACUGAGGAGUUAAAGAGGAAGGCAGUAUUUUCCGAACGAAAUUUUGAAAUGGAGGGCAGAGGAAUUAAGCAGGAGUCAAAUAAUUCAGAAGUUGGGGUUUACGAGGUACCUGGAGAACCUGCUAUUGUAAUUGAUGGGGUGCCUGACAUAAUCCCUAGUGACUGCUCUAUUGCUCUCCGUGAUGGUCCGAGCAAAAUAGAAACAAAUGUGGGUUCAGGUUUGGGUGAAUGGUUUGAAGGGAGGGAAGUGAGAAAGUGGUUUAUGGGAAGAUAUUACUCAGGUAGAGUAACUGAUUACGACAAAGAUUCUCGGUGGUACAGGGUACACUAUGAAGAUGGGGACUCAGAAGAUCUUGAUUGGCAGGAGUUGGAAGAGGUGCUUCUUCCUUUGGAUGUUACAGUUCCUCUGAAGUCAUUAGCAGAGGAGGUUGUGAGGAGAGGCAAGAUAUCUGCUCCUAAGUCUUUUAAGAAUGUAGAUCAUUCACAAAAUCCCCAUAUCAAAAGAAAGACCUCAAAAGGACACUAGAAAAAGGUUUUUUGUUUAAAAUUUAGGGAUUUCUAUUGUAGAUAUCAAUUACAAGAGAAGAGACCCAAUCCUAAAACGUAGUCCGGAAUUUCAUUUUCGGUACACACACCUCUAGGCUCUAUUCCUCACCCUGUAAGUUAUUUUCGGAUCCGGAGGUGGGUAGCAGAUUUGCAUUUUAGGGUUUUUUUAAUAUAAAGGUAAAAUGGGAGUUUAAAUUCUACGGGGUUGUGGAGAGAAGGAAUUAAGGAGGUAGAUGCUGUGCAAGUAAAUGGGAAAGGGAAAAUUAGGAGUCACUUUAUUAUUGAUUCAUUCAUUGAUUCAAAGGUAAAAUGAGUAUUUUAUAAAAAUGGGGUGCAUGAAAAAAAAUGGGCUGCAGGUAGUAGCAGCCACCCAUAUAUUGUCUA